Prorocentrum cordatum is the source of this 1494-nucleotide messenger RNA. NCBI's taxonomy places the organism in Eukaryota, Dinophyceae, Prorocentrales, Prorocentraceae. The record is from the annotation of a GenBank genome assembly.
GGAAAGGGUCGGGACUUCCAGGGACGCCGUCCUGGAAAAAUCAGGACGUCGCAUGUCUGGGAAGAAACAGGGGUCAAUGCAAAGGGGGGUCAUCCAGAACGCCGGAUCUUGCUGGAUCCUGCAGGGCCAGGGUUGCAUUGACCCGGGUUUGGGUGCAGCAUCUUGCAGGAUCCUUCGCAUUGACCCGGGUUUGGGUGCUAGUUCUUACAGGAUCUUGCCACUCCGGGUCAAGCCGUUUUUGUUCAGGGCCACGUUUUCGUUGAAGCUUACUUGCUCGACGCAUGUUUCAUUUUAGAUCUCCUGAUUUACCUCCUUUCGCUCGCGGGCUUGUUGACUACCGUUGGCGCGCAAGAGGCAUCGGGUUACCAAGAGGUCACGCCAAAUCCAGACGGCGGAGUGAAUCCGAGGUGCCAUGAGUUAGAGCCAGAAGGCGCGUGGAAAGAUGUAACAGAGGCCCAAUGCAAGAAGUAUGCCGCGAUUCAGGGUGGCCAGUUUGCAAGUAAACCAGCUGGUAACGCACCGUGGGGGUGCUCCAGGGGCGACUGGGAUACUAAAACGUACGAAUAUGUACAGCCUGGAGACACGAACUAUCGGGAGGAAAACUCUGAGUACCACCUCGUCUGCAUCAAUUCCUCGUACACUGUCACUUGCCAGGGCAUGACCUGCCUUGAGAUGUUCAGGCGUUACUGCGAGGAGAACAAGGCAGGCUUCGGCUCCAACAGUAACGCGGCGGCGUCCGCGAAUUCUCCGAAGGACAUCCUCGUUGCCGAGUGCCCCGACUGCGAUGGCGCCGCCAGCACGGACAUUUGCCCAACGAAGCUUCGCUUGGACGAUGCCGGCGAGGAGGCGGAGCUGACCCCGAGGCUCGACAGGACGUCCGUGGCGGUGUCGGUCCCGCUCGGGUUGGUGUCCGCUCUCGUCGCUGUGGGUGCGCUCGUCCGCGUCUCCCGCAGCCGCACGUCCAGUCGGCCAGCGCCCGUGGAGGACGAGCAAGAUUUGCUGCGCAAGUGAACGAGCACGCCUGUGGCAGCAGCUCCGGGCCAGAGGAGACAGGGCUUGCCGAGUCCCGCAUGCUUUUCUGAGAUGCCUCCCCGCCUGACGUGCGCAAUCGCUUUGCGCCAGCUCAGCGAUCAAAGUUGCGUGCCUCUCUCUCUCCCUCUCUCUCGCGCGGUCUCUCAUACGAACAACCGUACAUCCUGCUGACCCCCCUUCCCCCCGACGCCCCUAUAGCCCUGCAUCUGUACAGGGUAUCUGAUCUGCACUGAUCCGCUCGGCGCGCAGGAAGGAGACCAACCUCCUGCAGGCUCACGGGAACUUCGUGGUUUCCCUCACUUCGAUUUGAGUUUGAAGUUUCGCUCGACGCGAGUCGCGAGAAAGCUUCGCUCCGUUUUUAUGUCUGUCCAAUAAGACAAAAAAAGUUCGUACAGGAUCUUGCAGGAUCCUGCAGGGCCUGACCGACCCGGGUCUGGAUUGACUCGGGCCCGCAGAUCCCCG